Polyodon spathula (Mississippi paddlefish) is the source of this 2736-nucleotide messenger RNA. RefSeq names its product protein delta homolog 1-like. The transcript has 6 exons. The record is from RefSeq and is a predicted model, not a curated record. NCBI's taxonomy places the organism in Eukaryota, Metazoa, Chordata, Actinopteri, Acipenseriformes, Polyodontidae. The coding region runs from base 723 to 1853 and encodes 376 amino acids. Gene Ontology annotation, molecular function: Notch binding; calcium ion binding.
GGCUAAUAAUACUGGAAUACAAAGAAAUAAAAUAGCUGCUAUGCUUUUUUAUUGAAAUAUUUCUGUAUUUAUUGUUUUGGAUAACACAAUGUUACAUUGACGCGACUGGGUCUAAUAGCUAUGCGUUUUAGCAUCCUGCUGCUUGAAAUCGCUUUUCUGUGUACGCUUUCUCGCACUUUGAACAUAAUGUUCUGCAUAGCAGAGAAUCUUUGUAUGCUGUAGGUGACUCGUCAUAAAACCACACAGACAGUUUCCUCUCAAUGAUAUCCUGUAAAAUACGCUUCCGGAAUUACGCAUUCACCUUGAAUAUAGUCGUCUUUUAAUCUUUUUAAACGAUCAAGUACAGCCUUUAACCCAGGUGUAAUUAAAACUGCAGUACUGUACUUCAAAUCCUGUUCUGUGCCGCGCAUGCGUUCAGGAGGUUGAGGCGCUGGACAGCUCCCCGCUGAACUCAGAGAGGUUUUAGACGCACGGGGGAAACAGCUCGUCUGUUGAAGACUCAGCAGCAAGAGCUCUAACAAAAACAAGGAGCCCGCGGGGAAGAGAGGGGGUCGCAUUUGGUGGGAGCAUUAAACUAAUAAACGAAAAUGUCAAACAUCUGUUGCAGGACAGAAGAUGAAACCAACACUUUGAUGGAGUGAAAAUACUUUGAAACACUACAUCGAAACAAGAAGAACUCCCAGCACAGCACAGGAUUAUGCAGUGCUAACGUAAGAAUCGGGAUGAGUUUCUGUGGCCCCUGCUCGUUGAUCGCCGCCUGUCUUUUAUUCUCCCUCGCAGCCCGGAUCACCGACGGUGCUGAAUGUACUCCUAAUUGCAACCCCAUGAACGGAGUCUGCGAGGAGGCUGGUGAAUGCAGAUGUAACCCUGGCUGGCAGGGCCCGCGGUGUGAGCAGUGUGCUCCUUCCCCUGGCUGUCUCCACGGCUCCUGUAUUACACCGUGGCAGUGCAUUUGUGACCCGGGAUGGGUGGGAAGUCACUGUAACAUAGGAUGUAAAUGGUUGGAUACAAAGCCCUGUUCUAACAACUCUACAUGUAUAGAGACUGGCGAUGGUGGUUACAUCUGUAUCUGUGCACAGGGAUAUACAGGGAGAGAUUGCCAUGUGAAGACUGGACCCUGCUACACCAAUGGCUCUCCUUGCCAGAAUGGUGGAUCCUGCAUUGAUGCCCAUGGAUCUGCCCCACACUCUUCCUGUUUGUGCCCCUCGGGUUUUACUGGAGAUUUCUGUGAGCUAGAUGUAGAUGGCUGUGAGUCUGAACAGUGUAUGAAUGGUGGAAGGUGUGUGGACCACAGCUCGGACCACGGUUGUGCUUGUCCUGAGGGCUUUGUUGGCAAGACCUGCAAUGAAAACGUGAUCCCCUGCCUGAGCCGUCCAUGUGAGAAUGGAGCGACAUGCAAUGGACGCCCGGACGGGGGAUUUCAGUGCACCUGCAAGCCAGGAUUCUUUGGGAAAACCUGCAGCUCCCAUAAAGUGAAGCCCCCCAGUCAUGCCCAGCACUCCAGCCUGCCCUCGCAUGUCUUUCACAAGAUGAUGCACCACAAGGACCGAGAGGUGCUGAAGGUCACAGUGAAGGAAGCGCUGCACAGCUCCGGCUCCCUGCUCAGUAAGAGCCAGCUGGUGUGUUUCAUUGUGCUUGGCUUGCUCACCUGCCUUGUGGUCCUUGGCACGACUGGCAUCGUUUUCUUCUCCAAAUGGGAGACUUGGAUGGCCAACACCAAGUACAGCCAGCUGGUGAAAAAGCAGAGGAAUCACUUCUUAAAGGCAAACAACGGCGAAGAGCAUUCUGUCAACAUCAUCAUGCCUGAGAAAAUCAAACUGAGCAACUACGUAAAAAAUUACACCUCCAUCUGAGCUGCGCCGCUGCCCAUUCCUCAAAGAAGUGUGCGUCAUGACGUGUAAAAUAUCUUCAGAGCUCCGCGGAGUACCAUAUUCCAGGCAGGAAGACUUUUUGCUGUGCAGUUUUAUUUAAUAAUAGAUUUCAUUACUUCAGUUCAGCCUCAAAAUGGAGCCAUACUGUUUACACAGUUAAAUGCCAUGAUAUCAAGCAAGGUUAGAAUAGUAUCUCAAACUGCAGAUAUGUUUUUAAAGAAUAUCUCAUUGUAAUAAUGUGUCCUUCAUGGUCAGGGAAGGAGGUGACAGGAGCAACUCACUCUGAUCUUACCAUUCAGUCUCAUGGCUCAUGGAAACUGAUGGAUUCACCUCCACAGGGGUCUUUCCACUCAUGUGACCUGAUCUGGAUUCAUCAGGGUCUUACAUCAGUACCAAGGCAAGUGAAUGAAGGCUCAGUCGAACGUGGAACAGGAUUCUCUCGGUUUUCAGUGUUUGUGUAUUUUGUCAGACAGCUGUUAUGAAUAUUCAUUCAUAGUAUGGUGCUUUAAUGAGUAUUUCUAUCUCUUGUUUUCAUAUACACUGUGCCAAAUGAAAGUGUAAUAUCCGAACCAAACUCUCUAACUGACUUGCACACAGAAAGCAAGCAUGCAGCAGCUUACUGCAGAACCUGUUACACUACGAACAAUGUAUGUAUCUAUAUAGAGAUAUAGUGGAUGGGUUAUAAACCAAUGAAAUAUGAUUCAUUUCUAAAGUAGGUUGACGUAUACAAUAGAAUAUCAUUGUCAAACAUUUCAGCUUUAAACAGUAGAGCUUAUCAAGUAUUACUGGGUUUUUGCUGAUUAGUUUCUGUUUCAAAUUUAUGUGCAAUUCUCCUGGUCUUUUUACAAAAUAAAAAAAAAGGUUG